This is a messenger RNA of Pseudophryne corroboree (corroboree frog), 2805 nucleotides long. Its product is annotated as gastrula zinc finger protein XlCGF26.1-like. Gene Ontology annotation, biological process: regulation of transcription by RNA polymerase II. Bases 340 to 2136 code for a protein of 598 amino acids. The transcript has 3 exons. The record is from RefSeq and is a predicted model, not a curated record. Gene Ontology annotation, molecular function: RNA polymerase II cis-regulatory region sequence-specific DNA binding; DNA-binding transcription factor activity, RNA polymerase II-specific. Lineage: Eukaryota; Metazoa; Chordata; Amphibia; Anura; Myobatrachidae.
CCCAGUAACAGAGAUACCCCAGAGAGAUGUCCCCGUCCUCUGUAUUCCCAGGAUUGUACAGAGGAGAAUCACAGGACCCCACAGGAGGAUCAGGAUGACUGUCUGACUGAUAUAAAGGCAGAAGAUACAGAGGGAGAAGAAGAGACGUAUGUGACUGAUAUAAAGGCAGAAGAUAUAGAGGGAGAAGAAGAGACAUAUGUGACUGAUAUAAAGGCAGAAGAUAUAGAGGGAGAAGAAGAGACGUAUGUGAGGGGUGAUCAGCAGUGUAAGGAGGAGGAAAUCCCUACAGAUAUCAGCACAGCAGAUGGACACACAAGCAGGAUCUCAGAAGGACAUCUAAUGUUAUCCCCGGAUUGUGACAUAAAAGAUAAUGACAGUAGACAGGAUUCUCCAGGAGCCAACCCCAUUACCCCAAUUAUACAUCCAGCUUUGUCAGCUGAUCCCUCUGAUCCUGGGAAAUGUUCUCCUGAUCACUCUGAUAUUGGUGCAUCUGUUACAGCUCUGAGAGUAGAUACAGUGUUUCCCUGUUCUAUAGAUGCCAAAAGUUUUACACAGAACACAAAGCAUAUUAACCCACACACAGGUAAGGCAGGUGAGAGGCCAUUUCCAUGUUCUGAGUGUGGGAAAUGUUUUGCAAAGAAAUCACUUCUUGUAAUACAUAAGAGAGUACAUACAGGUGAGAAACCAUAUUCCUGUUUUGAGUGUGGGAAAUGUUUUACAUACAAAACAACUCUUGAUGCACAUAAGAGAUGUCACACAGGUACAUCACCAUUUCCAUGUUCUGAGUGUGGGAAAUGUUUUGCACGGAAAUCACAACUUGUUAUACAUCAGAGACAUCACACGGGUGAGAAUCUAUUUCCUUGCUCUGAGUGUGGGAAAUGUUUUACACGGAAAUCAGAUCUUAUAAAACAUGAGAGAAGUCACACAGGUGAGAAGCCAUUUCCAUGUUCUGAGUGUGGGAAAUGUUUUGCACACAAAUCAGAUCUUGUUAUACAUCAGAGAAGUCACACAGGAGAGAAGCCAUUUUCUUGCUCUGAAUGUGGGAAAAGUUUUACCCAGAAUUCUCAACUUGUUAGACAUCAGAGAAUUCACACAGGUGAGAAGCCAUUUCCAUGUUCAGAGUGUGGGAAAUGUUUUGCACACAAAUCAGGUCUUGUUACACAUCAGAAAAGUCACACAGGUGAGAAGCCAUUUCCAUGUUCUGAGUGUGGGAAAUAUUUUGCACACAAAUCAGGUCUUGUUACACAUCAGAGAAGUCACACAGGUGAGAAGCCAUUUCCGUGUUCUGAGUGUGGGAAAUAUUUUGCACACAAAUCAGAUCUUGUUAUACAUCAGAGAAGUCACACAGGUGAGAGGCCAUUUUAUUGCUCUGAGUGUGGGAAAUGUUUUACCCAGAAAUCACAACUUAUUACACAUCAGAGAGGUCACACAGGUGAGAAUCCAUUUUAUUGCUCUGAGUGUGGGAAAUGUUUUACCCAGAAAUCACAACUUAUUACACAUCAGAGAAGUCACACAGGUGAGAAGCCAUUUUCUUGCUCUGAGUGUGGGAAAUGUUUUACCCAGAAAUCACAACUUAUUACACAUCAGAGAACUCACACAGGUGAGAAACCGUUUCCAUUUUCUGAGUGUGGAAAAUGUUCUGCACACAAAUCAGAUCUUAUUAAACAUCAGGGAAGUCACACUGGUGAGAAGCCAUUUUCUUGCUCUGAGUGUGGGAAAUUUUGUUUAAGUAAAUCACACCUUGUUAUACAUGAGAGAAGUCACACAGGUGAAAAGCCAUUUUCUUGCUGUGAGUGUGGGAAAUGUUUUACACAAAAAUCACACCUUGUUAUACAUGAGAGAAGUCACACAGGUGAAAAGCCAUUUUCUUGCUCUGAGUGUGGGAAAUGUUUUACACAAAAAUCACACCUUGUUAUACAUGAGAGAAGUCACACAGGUGAAAAGCCAUUUUCUUGCACUGAGUGCGGGAAAUGUUUUACACAGAAAUCACAACUAUUUACACAUCAGCGAUGUCACACAGGUGAGAAGCCAUUUCCAUGUUCUAAGUGUGGGAAAUGUUUUUCACACAAAUCAGGUCUUGUUACACAUCAGAGAACUCACACUGGUGAGAAACCAUUUCUAUACUCUGAGAAAUAAAUCACUCUUGUUGCACAUAAUAGUCAUCAGGUGAGUUAACAUUUUAUUCUAGAGUAUACUGAUCAUUGCCAUGGAAUGUUUUUGAAGGUUCUUAUGCUAUCUCCCAUGCUUUUUGCAAUAUACAUGCUACCGCAGGGUGAAACAAAGAGAUGUCAUGUCCUUGUCUACCACUGCUAUGCAGAUGACCUGUCUUUUGCUCCGGGUACUAAGAACCCAGUACCUAUCCUAAAUGGUUGUCUAGCUGAGCUCCAGGUGUGGGUGAUGCCAGUUGGCUGUGACUCAGUCCUGGUGAAACAGGUCCUUAUGAUAGAAGCUCACCAACAAAGGGCAGGGCUACAGCUCAGCUUUGCAAACCAACCAGACUUGCGCUUGGGGGUUCAGAGUUACAAAAUGCUGAUCCUGUGCGUAAUCUUGGUGUCCUGGAUGGUGAAGUGACACUUAGACAUCGGUAUCUGCCACAAUCAGAUCCUCAUCUGAGGAACAUAGCCAGACUGCAGCACUUUUUUUCCCUCAGAAGAUCUACCUACAGUCAUACAUGCACUUGUAUCAUCACGCAUGGACUACUGCAAUGUCCUCUACCUGGGUCUCCCAGCAAUAGAAUUAAACUGCUUACAGCUUGUACAGAAUGCAGCAGCCAGGCUGUUACCUAACCAGUUGUUCCUGCCACAU